AAAAUGAUCCAAAAUCCAAAUCCAACCCCGCCUCGCUUUGUUAUUUCCAGAAUGGCUCGAGUGAGAAGCGGGAGGUUCGUCAGUUCCAGUUCACGGCGUGGCCUGACCACGGAGUACCAGAGUACCCCACCCCCUUCCUCGCCUUCCUCCGCAGAGUUAAGACCUGCAACCCGCCUGACGCAGGACCCAUCAUCGCUCACUGCAGUGCGGGUGUUGGCCGGACAGGUUGCUUUAUUGUUAUCGAUGCCAUGCUUGAACGUAUCAAGCACGAGAAGACGGUCGACAUUUACGGCCAUGUGACGCUGAUGCGCUCGCAGCGGAACUACAUGGUGCAGACGGAGGAUCAGUACAGCUUCAUUCACGACGCUCUGCUGGAGGCGGUUGCCUGCGGCAACACUGAAGUGGCUGCCCGGAGCCUUUACUCCUACAUCCAGAAGCUGGCCCAGGUGGAGAGCGGCGAGCACGUCACUGGCAUGGAGCUUGAGUUCAAGCGUUUGGCCAACUCCAAAGCCCACACGUCGCGCUUCAUCAGUGCCAACCUUCCCUGUAACAAGUUCAAGAAUCGGCUGGUGAACAUCAUGCCCUAUGAGACCACGCGCGUCUGCCUUCAGCCAAUCAGAGGCCUGGAAGGAUCUGACUACAUCAAUUCCAGCUUCAUCGAUGGAUACAGGCAACAGAAGGCAUACAUCGCCACGCAGGGCCCUCUGGCAGAGACUACAGAAGACUUCUGGAGAAUGCUCUGGGAGAACAACUCUACUAUCGUAGUCAUGUUGACCAAACUGAGAGAGAUGGGACGGGAAAAGUGUCACCAGUACUGGCCCGCAGAGCGCUCUGCCAGGUACCAAUACUUCGUGGUCGAUCCCAUGGCAGAAUACAACAUGCCCCAGUACAUCCUCCGAGAGUUCAAGGUCACAGACGCAAGGGAUGGUCAGUCCAGGACAGUAAGGCAGUUCCAGUUUACUGAUUGGCCGGAACAAGGCGUGCCCAAAUCCGGAGAGGGAUUCAUUGAUUUUAUUGGCCAGGUGCAUAAAACCAAGGAGCAGUUCGGACAGGAUGGACCAAUCUCUGUUCACUGCAGUGCUGGCGUGGGCAGGACUGGAGUCUUCAUCACCCUCAGCAUUGUCCUGGAGAGAAUGCGCUAUGAAGGCGUGGUUGAUAUCUUCCAGACAGUGAAGAUGCUCCGGACACAGAGGCCAGCCAUGGUCCAGACUGAGGAUGAGUACCAAUUCUGCUAUCACGCAGCUCUGGAGUACUUAGGAAGCUUUGAUCACUAUGCAACGUAAAAGCCAUCUCUACCCCCCAGAAUCCUGUCGCCCCCACUCAACAGUCUCCUGAGCCAUAGAAACUUUUGAAAUUUGAAAAGAUGACAGCAGACGACAACAACACCAUAACUAAUUCAGACACACUUGAUCCUAAUGUAGAUUUUUAGAAGAGGCUGCCCAACCAACCAGUUGAGAAUAAUUCCAAUUCGACUAAAGAAACCUUUUGUGAAGAAUCAAGGAAAAAUUGCCCAUCAUCAAGAAAAGGGAAAUCGGAAGAAAAACCAGGCGCUGUGGCUCAAGCUGUGGGGAGGGAUUUGAUCAAAGUAUCAGACUGCUUACCUUACCUCAAGUGUUUCAAUGUGGAGGAUAUUGUAAACAUUGGUGGACAUUGCUCUGCUCAAAAAUAUUCAACGGUACCAAGCAUCAGUUCAGAAGAAGAAGAAGGCAACAGCAAAAAUCUAUGAAAGGCAGAUGGAUGUAGCCAAGAUGGGGUGACUUUCUCGUUUUUUUUUUUUUAGACAUACCCGGGUGUAAAAAUAGUAUUUCUAUCAGAACAUUUUGUGAGUGACAUCCAGAGAAAAUACAUAUUGUGGUUGCCUGUGUGAACACAAAUGGUUUUCCCAAAACUCUGUUAAGACAAAAAAAUAUAAACAGUGGAAAUGUCACUAGCAAUGAGAACAUUCCCAUUUAGCAACGGUCAACUUAACCAUGAGUUUUUAUACACUGUUAAAAACACUCAACUAUUAAAGAAUACAUCAAAUAUCUGUGUUCUUAAGAGCUAGGAGUAGGCACUGUCAGGCGGUAUGGGGAAGUAAGCAGCAACAAAUACUGUAAAAUCAGCUAGUUUCAUGAAUUGUGAAUUUGUGUAAAACCAGUAUCCCGCGCCAGGUAACCAUAGUGAUGUUCAAAAGAAUCCCAGUGUAUUUAAAAGUCCCCCAGGAGGCUCGUGUCUCAAUCACCAGAGAACGCGGGGGGGCAGAACUCGGCUGUUGCUACACACUGUGGCUGGGUCACGGUGGGAGAAAUGGCGAACGUGUCCCAUGGUUUUUUUACAAUCACUCCACUCUUUGGAACCAUUGCCUCAUGGGGCUUCAGUGUUCAAAUCCACCAUUUUGAACGAGAGAUAAAUCUGCUGGGCGAGAAGCUUUGGAACAAACAGAACAACCAAACAAAGAUUGCCACAGAUUCUGGGCUUUCUUUGUGUACAGUGACCAAUGCUCAUCAUCAAUAUUUCAAACUUUUUUUGUCUUAUGAGGAAUUAACUUUUUCUGUCAGAACCAAACAUGCUGCUUCUCUCGUGUAUGCUGUAAGUGUGACUCUUGAGGGAGAGGAAACUGACGAACAAACGAUGCCAGCUCUGCUAACCGCUAGCAUCGAGGCGGCCAUGCCUGAAAGCGCAUCCACACGACAACAUCGUCCACUGGUCUUUUCCACCUCUCCUUUUUCUUUCCCCCAGCCUCCUCUAUAAUCAUCUAUUUCAUUGUACAAGACACUCAAGAGUGGCUGAGGCUUGUUGCAAUUACACAGCUGUACGUUCAUGUGGUUGACAAACAAUUGGCCUUUAGUUCCAGUGUGUGUGUGUGUGUUUGGUAACAGGUGGAUAAACAAAGUAGUUGCUUUGGUUUUGGUCCUCUGUUUUAUAGACGAUGUCUCUGUGGAUGACACAGCCAGACCAGGCGGCCAUGUUGGAUCUCGAUGCCAUGAUGUGAUAAUGAAAUUCUUCGGUACAAGUUACUUGCACAUCCCUAAAGAAAAGAAAAGAAAGUUGAAAUGAAAACCCCAAAACAACUCCCUGUUGGAUAUGACGCACUAAUGUAUGUGUCUGAUAUAAAAAAAUCAAGCUUUUGAGAUCACCAGGUUAUCAUUUUGAAAUCAGUGCUUUGGUACAGACGAGUGUACGGAUUCUGUGGCGGUUUGUGAUGGGGGUGCACAAAAACCAGAGCGAUGGACAGAACUGUGUGUAAUCUUUUCUUAUUUCCAAAAAAGCCUUAUUGUUAAUGUAACAUUAUGAAAACAUUACUGUUGUAUUAUGACGACUUAUUUUACAUUACAUAGUAGACUCUUUAUUUUCUUUUUUGUUUAUUUUCAUUUAGUUUUUUAACAGAGAUGUUGUAUUGCAUUUGUUUAAAUUAGCAGGAAAAGAAAAAAGCUUAUUUGUUCAUAUUACGUUAAAAGACAUUCUAUUUUUUCACUGUAGGAAUGUUAAGUAUAACAUGUCUGUGUGAACGUGUGCAUAUAUGUAUAUAUACUGCACACUCACACACAUGCAUAUAUAUUUAAAUGCAGAAUAUAAAGAUAUAUCCAAACACUUAGUAUUAAUUACAUUUUCCUCCUCAUCAUCUUUUUUUAUACCAGUGCUCAAAUUAUGCAUUUUAUUAUUUUGUUUGUGUGUUUUUUGUAAUCUCAGAAACAUUGUGCGUUUGAUGAGGGAAAGGGGGGGGUGUCAAUUGUUUGCCUGAAUCCCCUGCCUCCACUCACCAUGUUUCACUUCUACCCCCGGGUAGAUCCUGUGCCGAUGAGGAUAUGCCAUUUUUAAACCUUAUGGAGAUUCUUUAUUAUCAUUACCUUGUAGGCAUUAAUAUUUUUUUUUUAAACUGUUGAACGACACCUUGGUCUACGAAAUAUCAAAUCAAUCAAAAGUUUCAUAAUUCAACUUUUGUUAGCUAUAUCAGCCUGACUUGACGUACUGUACCUUUUAUGAUCAUGUACUACGACCCUCACAGAUUUUAAGUAAAUCCAUUUAUUUAAGUUCUUUCUCUGUUUUUACUUAUUUUCCGACAUACUGGCUCAUUCAUUUUGUUAGAUAUCCACUAUGAACUAGAAUAUACCUGUAAAUAAACAAAUAUAUAGAUUAUAUGUAUUUGUAUCAUUUGACCCUCAAAACAUCAAACUUUGAGUGGAAACAGAAUCACAAAGAUUGAGGUUCUGCUCAUAUACGACUUCCUGGUGUUUGUAAAGCCUGAAAUGUUCUUUCUCCAGCCCUGCUCCCUGCUCUUUAAUUACCACUCGCUUUAUUUCUGCCUUUAAUUUCCCAUUCAAGCAGUUAAACCGGGAAACAAGCCAGCUCCAGUUCUCACACCUAUAGCCUCAAUGAGGGCACGCAAUCAGCAUCAGUGACCUGCUGGUAUCAUUUAGCCGAGGAUGGGAAGUUAGUCCACUCGCUAGCCAUUUGAAAUGCUAAUUGACCAUCAAUUCAAGGUCCUGUUACAUUCUCAUUCUCAAUGUGGACAUAAACGUCCUCCUGCCCAGGCAUUAGCAAGGGUCUACUAGAGAUAAGAUGGACUUUUUCCUCUUUCCUUACAGCAACUGGAGAGGUUUUAAAAUGAUUCUGUUUAAAUAAUUAGAACUCUAAAGACUGAAAGUCUAACAAAAAGGGAACACAAAGAUGUAGCUUCCACUAAUAAGAGAAACAAUGGACCCCCAAAGGUGUUUUUGCCUAAAAAUCCUCAGAAGGUUCCCAGCUGUCCAACUGCCUAAAAUGCCAAGGUGUUAUCCAUGAAUAUUUCAUUGGCUGAUGGACGAAUGCAGCUGUGUUAAAGGCCAUACAUAGUUCAGUUGCAACAUGACAUGUUGAUUUUUUUUUCACCUUAGAUUAUUUUUAAGCAUUGUAUAGAACCAUGCUGUGUUUUUGUUUGGCCAUAUUUUAUUGUGGGAUGCAGAAAGAAACCAGGACUCAGUGAAACAGAGCAGUGCGAUGCAACUAAGGGAAGACCAAGACAACCAAAAACUUGCUGCAAAUUCUGAUUUCCAGCACGUCACUUCUGAACAGUGGGAACCUUGAGAUGUUUCAUAAUGAACUAAAAACCUGAAGUGAAGUCUUUUUGGAACCCUAAAGGACUGGUUCAAAUGGCCCAAAUGCCAAAACUGAAACCGUGGACCGGAAAUCUUUGGAAGCUUGUGCAAUGUGUUACUCUUUUGACUUCAUGUAAAGAUGCUAGACUUUUGAAAACCGACGCCAAAUUUACUGGAAUAUGUCACCGAAUAUUUGGGGGAGGGGAGGGGACUAACAAAAAAAAAAACACUAACAAAAAAUGACUUCAAAAAGAAUAGAACAUAUACAGUACAUACCGAAAAAUGAAAAAUAACCCAAAUUCGGCUAAAUAGAUUUUCCUUUCUAUGAGGGCCAAGAGCUAUCACUUUCAAACUGUUACUUCUAACUGAAACAAUAAUUGGUUUAAAGCCACUGUGUAUGUAGAUAUGUUGACUUUGUAUUAAAGAAAUGUUGUCUGAAAA
Molecule: messenger RNA, 5495 nt
Organism: Notothenia coriiceps (black rockcod)
Lineage: Eukaryota; Metazoa; Chordata; Actinopteri; Perciformes; Nototheniidae
Product: receptor-type tyrosine-protein phosphatase S-like
Exons: 8
Biological process (GO): protein dephosphorylation
Molecular function (GO): protein tyrosine phosphatase activity
Source: RefSeq, a predicted model, not a curated record